AUGUUUCAAGUUUCGUCCCUUUAUCAGCUGUUAGUUGCUAGUUUUGUGCUUCUUUUGGGGUCUCCUGUGUUAGGAGCGGCUUCAAACUAUGCACCAAUUGCCAUCAACCUACCAGCCUUUAGCAAAGAGUGUCUUUACUACGAUCUGGUUUCCCAUGAGGAGUCUUUAGUGGUGAGCUAUCAAGUUCUUACUGGUGGUAACUUUGAGAUCGAUUUCGAGAUCACUGCACCAGAUGGAAGCCAAAUUGUCAAUGAGAAGCAAAAGAAGUACUCCGACUUCUUGCUGAAAUCGUUUGGGUUGGGCCAAUACUCAUUUUGUUUCAGCAACACGUAUGGUACUGCAUUGAAGAAAGUUGAGAUCGUCUUAGAAUUAGAGAAAGGUGCUCUUAGUGACGAGAAUUCUUCACCAAAGGAUGCUAUCGCCAACAAUGCCAUUGAAGAGAUCGACAGAAGCUUGAUCAAGAUAAGUAAGACUAUGAAUUAUCUGAGAGCAAGGGAAUGGAGAAACAUGUCCACGGUGGAGUCCACUUACUCUAGAUUGACAUGGUUGUCGCUAUUGAUUAUGGGUAUCAUGAUUGGUAUUAGUGUCAUACAGGCUGGAAUCAUCCAAUUUUUCUUCAAGAGUCGUUCUAGAAACUACGUUUGA
Molecule: messenger RNA, 645 nt
Organism: Torulaspora delbrueckii
Lineage: Eukaryota; Fungi; Ascomycota; Saccharomycetes; Saccharomycetales; Saccharomycetaceae
Product: emp24/gp25L/p24 family protein
Exons: 1
Coding region: 1-645 (214 amino acids)
Biological process (GO): Golgi organization; intracellular protein transport; endoplasmic reticulum to Golgi vesicle-mediated transport
Cellular component (GO): endoplasmic reticulum-Golgi intermediate compartment; Golgi apparatus; endoplasmic reticulum
Source: RefSeq, a predicted model, not a curated record